This is a messenger RNA of Ilex paraguariensis (yerba mate), 930 nucleotides long. Lineage: Eukaryota; Viridiplantae; Streptophyta; Magnoliopsida; Aquifoliales; Aquifoliaceae. The record is from the annotation of a GenBank genome assembly.
AAGAAAAGUAGAGCUUGAAGAACAAGAAAAAGAGAAGAAACAAACAGGAAGAUUCAAGAACAAGAAGAUAUGAAGUUAGUUUGGUCUCCAGAGACGGCUUCAAAGGCUUACAUCGAUACUGUAAAAUCUUGUGAACUUUUCAAUGAAUCAAGCGUUGCAGAACUUAUUUCGGCCAUGGCUGCCGGUUGGAACGCCAAACUGAUUGUGGAAACAUGGUCACAGGGUGGAGUUAUGGCGACAAGCAUUGGCCUUGCAAUUGCUAGCCGUCACAGUGGUGGAAGACAUGUAUGCAUAGUUUCAGAUGAGCAAUCAAGAUCGGAGUACGUCGAAGCUAUAGGAAAAUCAGGCAUAUCACCGGAAGUUAUUGUUGGUCAGCCUGAGGAAGCGAUGAGUAGUUUAAUAGGCAUAGACUUCCUUGUGGUGGAUUGCAGGCGAAAUGACUUUGCAAGAAUAUUAAGGGUUGCUAGGUUAGGCCACAGGGGUGCAGUAUUGGUAUGCAAGAAUGCUAACUCAAGAACAGCUUCGGAUUUUCGAUGGCGUAGCGUCCUUGAUGGUAAAUCACGGGUCGUUCGGUCAGUGUUUCUGCCGGUAGGGAAGGGAUUGGACAUUGCUAAUGUAGCAGCUAGUGGGGCGAGCUCAAAGUCUGGCAAGGGCGAAAGUCGGUGGAUCAAGCACAUCGAUCGACGCUCAGGCGAAGAGUAUGUCAUCCGGAAGUGAGUUCUGGAUAGAUAGACCACUCCUAGGAUAAAGGUUUUGAGGAAGGGGGGUUCUAAAGACAUAUGAGCAGGGGAAUAGUAUUAGUACACAGAUUCUUUGUUUCUUUUCUUGUUCUGUUUGUAAAUUAAAGAGAACUCUACGGUCAUUUUCCCUUUCUCUUAUUUCUUCUGGCUAACCUGGGAACAUGUAUCUUGUACAUAUAAUCUCUCGUGG